AUGGUUCUGCUUUCAGAAUCAUCAUCAGACAUCAGUUCUCUGUCAUCAGAAUCACCUGAAGCGGACAACGAAUAUGACGACUCUAUUGCCCCAGAAGAGCCAGCUCUGCCGCCAUCUAAACGCCAGAAGCUCACUGGCGAUGACUCCCGAGCCUCAUCAGCAGUGCAUCUCGAACCUGAUGUGAUAGAAGAAGAGCAAAAUCUUUAUGGUGACAUAUCCUCUGACACAUCUGGUGACGUACCCAACUCGCCCAUCAACGCCAAAUUAGACGAAGAGGAGUUCCAGGAGCAGGUCACAGUAUGCGCCUGGGAUGGCUGUCAAGCAGGCGAUCUGGGAAACAUGGACAAACUCGUCGAGCACAUCCACAAUGAUCACAUUGAGAGCCGACAGAAGAAGUACACAUGCGAAUGGAAUGGUUGCGCGAGGAAGAGCUUGGGACACGCUAGCGGGUAUGCACUAAAGGCUCACAUGCGGAGCCACACGAGGGAGAAGCCUUUCUAUUGUUACUUGCCAGAAUGCGAUCGUGCCUUUACUAGGUCCGAUGCCCUUGCGAAACAUAUGCGGACGGUACAUGAAACCGAAGCCCUUCGUCCCUCCGAUCCCGUUCCUAAAUCCAUGCAGUCACAUGCUACUGGCGACAAAGGGCCUAAGGUCAAAAUCGUCUUUAAGACGACGCCACAAUCGCACGCAACCGGCCAAGAUGAUGGUGCUGAUGGUGGCGAUAGAAGCGAGGAGUUACGCCCUGAACAGAUGACGGCCCUGGCAGAGCAACAAGGCUUCACGACUGAGGAGCUGCAGAAGGACCCUGAAUCCCUGUGGAAAUUAUGUGUUGCCCACAUCAAAUGGGCGACAACUGUAGGCCAGGAGCUACGGCAGGAAUGCAAGGAGCUGGAGGAGGUGUACAGGCAGGAGUGGCUGGAGAAAGAGGUCUUGCUUGACCAGGUGAUUCAAGUUGAAGAAGACUGGUGGCAUCGCCGGAAAGCUGUUCUCGCAGGUGUAGCGGAUAUCCAUGUCAGCGAUGCAAUUAAUAGGAAGACAAGGAAGGGGAAGGGGAAGGCUGUUGAAGAAGGUGAUGGAGUCAUGUCUGAUUAG
Pseudomassariella vexata is the source of this 1092-nucleotide messenger RNA. RefSeq lists its product as uncharacterized. Gene Ontology annotation, molecular function: RNA polymerase II cis-regulatory region sequence-specific DNA binding; DNA-binding transcription factor activity, RNA polymerase II-specific. The record is from RefSeq and is a predicted model, not a curated record. Gene Ontology annotation, biological process: regulation of transcription by RNA polymerase II. Lineage: Eukaryota; Fungi; Ascomycota; Sordariomycetes; Amphisphaeriales; Pseudomassariaceae. The transcript has 3 exons. Gene Ontology annotation, cellular component: nucleus. The coding region runs from base 1 to 1092 and encodes 363 amino acids.